AUGGAGAUCAUCUACGUGUACGCGCGGAAGCGCAGCGAGUUCGGCCGGCCCUGCAACUUCUCCGACCGACCGGCCAAGGUGAGCGUGGACAUCCCCCCCGACCCCAGCAUGGCCAGCAGCUUUGUCCUGAGGAACCCCGUGGACAGCUCCGUCCAGCACACCAGCGCAAUGUCGGAGCACGAGGUCAACACCGAGCGAGUGGAAGUGGAAUCCCGCGGUGUCAACCAUGUCGAGGGCGGCUGGCCCAAAGACAUCAACCCGCAGGAGGUGCAACAAACUACUCGCUUCAGGAAGAAAGUGGAGAAAGAUGAAAACUACAUCAACACCAUCGUGCACCUCGGCACCCUGAUGGAGCACUGUGUCAAGCAGAACAACGCCAUCAAUAUCUACGAGGAGUACUUUGGAGAGGAGGAGAUGGCAGAGGUGGAAGACGAGCCCCCCUCUGCAAAAACCAUCAAUAUCAUCAGGGAUCCAAACGUAACCAAGAGGACGGCCACGCAUCUCUCCUGGCACCCUGACACAUGCAAGAAACUGGCAGUGGCUUAUUCCAGCCUGGAGUUCCAGCAAAACAUGAAAGACAUGAGCUUUGACUCAUACAUCUGGGAUCUCGAAAACCCCAACAAGCCAGAGCUCGUUCUCAAGCCGUCAUCCCCUCUUGUGAGCCUGGAAUACAACCCCAAAGACUCGCACGUCCUGGUGGGAGGAUGCUACAAUGGGCAGAUGGCUUACUGGGACACCAGGAAAGGGGGGCUGCCCGUGGAGGUUUCCAGCGUGGAUGUCAGCCACCGGGACCCCGUGUACGGAGCCAUCUGGCUGCAGGCCAAAACGGGCAACGAGGGCUUCUCCACUGCUUGUCCCCUGCAGGUCCUGUGGUGGGACAUCCGCAAGCUGUCCGAGCCCACCGAGAUGCUGGUCUUGGACAUCACCCGGAAAGGGCUCCUGGAGAACGCCCUGGGUGCCGUCACGCUGGAGUUCGAGCCCACCAUGGUGAGCCUGCCUGCGCUCAACACCG
Messenger RNA from Cariama cristata (Red-legged seriema), 1012 nucleotides. It is a transcript of the gene DNAI2, whose product is annotated as dynein, axonemal, intermediate chain 2. Gene Ontology annotation, biological process: cilium movement; outer dynein arm assembly. Gene Ontology annotation, molecular function: dynein heavy chain binding; dynein light chain binding. Gene Ontology annotation, cellular component: outer dynein arm. The record is from RefSeq and is a predicted model, not a curated record. The annotation marks the transcript as partial. The transcript is spliced from 7 exons. Lineage: Eukaryota; Metazoa; Chordata; Aves; Cariamiformes; Cariamidae.